ACUGUCAUAGAAAAUAAAAUUAUUUGUGUUGGUACCUGUAUUCAAAACUUUAUGAUUGCAGCAUAAAAAACUUAUGUUUCACCUUAAAAAUUAUUUCGUGGGUUAACAACUUCUUUUUUAAUUAGUGAUGAUUAACUUAUCAGUUAUAAAUUGAUUAUAAAUGGUUUAAAUGACUCAAAAUAAAUUAGUUGAGUCAGUUAUGGAUCUGCAUACUAAGCAGAGACAAUUUUCUGGGCAAUUGUACAAGUACACAAAUGUAAUGAAAGGCUGGCAAUAUAGAUAUUUUUUAGUAGACGCAAACGCAGGUCUUUUACAUUAUUAUCUUUGUGAAGGAGAAAAACCAGAUGGAACAAUACCUAGAGGAUCCGUUCAUUUAGCUGGAGCAGUGAUUUGUCCAAGUGAUGAGGAUUCUAAAACAUUCACAGUUAACUGUGCUUCAGGUGAUAUGUUAAAAUUAAGAGCAACAGAUGCUAGGGCAAGACAGGAAUGGGUUAAUGGUUUAAGAGCUGUGGCUGAAUCACAUACAAAGGCUAUAAGUGCCAACAGUCCUCCGUUACCUCCUAGGGAACAAUUAGCAGUAUUAGAUGCUCUUGGAUGCGUAAGAUCACAAUUACAGCAAACUGAACAAGCAGAUUCAGCUCUUUGCAGAUCUAUCGAAUCUGCUGGAAGCAAAUAUUUCAUCGAUCCAAACUUGCUGCUACUAAAAGCUACAUCGGCGGCGUCUUUGCAUUGCCUUACGCAAUGUAUGAAUAUCCUACAGAGGAAUCAACAUGCUCAACAGUCAAGAACAGGGAAAAUGUAUCAGUUAUUCUUGAAUUUCCCGGGUAAGAAAGUCCGGAAAAUGAAAUUAAAAAAAUGGAAUAGUUUAUGAUUAACAACAGCACAGAUUGAAGCAGCUUCUAGAGUGAGAUUUGAAGAAGAUUAAGACAAUUUUAUACCCCCCAUUUAUUGUAUAUAGAAUGUACAUAUAUCCUAUAUAAAUUAUAUUCUAUAUUGUAAUCAUUAUAUUACAAAAUAAAAAAGACAUGGUACAAUUA
Messenger RNA from Diorhabda sublineata, 1037 nucleotides. Its product is annotated as oxysterol-binding protein-related protein 11. The record is from RefSeq and is a predicted model, not a curated record. Bases 170 to 871 code for a protein of 233 amino acids. The transcript is spliced from 5 exons. NCBI's taxonomy places the organism in Eukaryota, Metazoa, Arthropoda, Insecta, Coleoptera, Chrysomelidae.